Nymphaea colorata (pocket water lily) is the source of this 1378-nucleotide messenger RNA. RefSeq names its product WD repeat-containing protein VIP3. The record is from RefSeq and is a predicted model, not a curated record. The transcript is spliced from 2 exons. Lineage: Eukaryota; Viridiplantae; Streptophyta; Magnoliopsida; Nymphaeales; Nymphaeaceae. Bases 272 to 1231 code for a protein of 319 amino acids. Gene Ontology annotation, cellular component: Cdc73/Paf1 complex. Gene Ontology annotation, molecular function: protein binding.
AAAAGCUCGAAUUUGUUUCCUUCUGUAAUUGUAAAACCAAGGAUUUGUUUUCCUCGAGAAAGAGAUUUCCUGGAACUUCAGUGUCCAUUCUUAUCCGAGUUUGUUUUCCUCUAUCCUAGAUUUUCCCUAGAAUUCUCGGCCGUUGGCUGUCUUCCGACGCGAUUUGAAGGGUUUAAGGUCUCUUCGUCGUCGGCGCUAGGGUUUUGGGCCCAAGUCGGCAAGAAGAAGAAAAAGAAGAGGGGUCGGGGAUCAUAGGAUUUUGAGUUUCGGGAUGAAGCUUGCGGGGCUGAAAUCGGUGGAGAAUGCGCACGAUGAGUCGAUUUGGGCGGCGGCAUGGGUGCCGGCCACCGACUCCCGGCCGGCGUUACUCCUUACCGGCUCGCUUGAUGAGACAGUAAAGCUGUGGCGGUCCGACGAGCUGAUUUGCGAGGGUACGAGCACGGGCCACUGCCUCGGUGUCGUCUCCGUCGCCGCCCACCCUUCCGGUGUCGUCGCUGCCUCGGCCUCCAUGGACAGCUUCAUUCGCGUGUUUGACGUGGACAGCAACCAGACGAUCGCCACGCUCGAAGCGCCUCCAUCGGAAGUGUGGAACAUGAGGUUCGAUCCCAAGGGUGAAAUAUUAGCUGUUGCAGGUGGGGGUAGCUCCUCGGUGAAGCUGUGGGAUACUUCAACUUGGCAAUUGAUCGACACAUUGACUGUACCACGGCCCGAUGGAGUCAAGCCAGAUAAAAGUGGCGGCAAAUUUGUGCUAUCUGUUGCUUGGAGCCCGGAUGGGAAGCGGCUGGCCUGCAGCACCAUGGAUGGUGUAAUCUCUGUGUUUGACGUGGCACGUGCCAAGUUCCUGCACCAUCUUGAAGGCCACUUUAUGCCAGUUCGCUCACUCGUGUUCUCGCCAGUGGACCCGCGAGUGCUGUUUUCUGCAUCAGAUGAUAUGCAUGUUCACAUGUAUGAUGCUGACGGCAAAAGCCUGGUUUCAGCCAUGUCAGGGCAUUCGAGCUGGGUGCUAACGGUUGACGCCAGCCCUGAUGGUGCGGCAGUGGCCACGGGCUCAAGCGAUAGAACCGUACGUCUCUGGGAUUUGACUAUGAGAGCUUCUGUGCAGACGAUGACCAACCACACAGACCAGGUCUGGGGGGUUGCUUUCCGGCCUCCAGGAGGAACAGGAGUGCGCGUAGGUAGGCUUGCAAGUGUCUCUGACGACAAGAGCAUAUCCUUGUAUGACUAUUCAUGAAGCUGUAUGCUUUCCGGACCCUGUGAUCAUAUAGAAAUUAUGUUUCACUUGUUAUUUUGUUGAUUAAUUGAAGAGCUUUAGAUUGUUAGGAUAAGAAUCAGACAUCUUUUGCUUGAAAAAAGACUAACAGAACGCAUUGAAGCUGUA